AUGAAGGACGUCAAGUUGCUGCUGGAGAAGCUGCGAAUAAGCCGAGAAAGGGAGUUAGAGAGGGAGGUGAAGAUUUUUCUUGAGUUGAAGAAGCUGAGCGAUGGCACCCCCAAGGGGGAUGAACAGAACGCAGUGGCGACUGAAAAGGGCGCAAACGGGGUGAGCAUGGCAAGUGACGCGAACAGCCCGGACAGCUACAUCAACUACGUGAGGAAAAAGAUUAACAGCGUAAGAAGGAAGACCGUGUUUGAACACAGCUACUACAGAAACGCUCUCAAUUGCUAUGACCACAGUGAGCAUUACAAGGAGGUGAUAAAGUACACUCCAAGUGACAUCCAAGAGACACACAAAUCUGACAUGAAGAAAGCAAUCAUACACAGGGAAGAUAACCACCAGACCUUUUACUACUCCUACUUGGUUAGGAAAUACUGCGAACGUAAUUUUCUUAAUUGUGUUCACAACUAUUUUAUCCGAUCUCUGACUUACUCUUUUUUGGAGAAAAAUUUUUUUUUUAAUUUUUUAUCUGCCAAUUUGUGUGUACUAGAUAGAUGCAUAAAGCAAGUGGAGGUCCUCUCGGUAGAGACUGAAAAUGAGAAUCUAGCCCAUUUGCUGAAUCGAUGCAGAGAUGUCAUUUUAGGUGUGUACAAAGAGUUAGCCACUUUGCAUGGGAUGGAGAAACAAAUUACGGAGGUGCAGAUGGUGGUAGAUGAUAAAGAAACUCACGAUGUGCGUAGCAGCUUAGUGAAGUACUUCCCCUUUUUGGAUAACCGCUUUGGGAAGAGCAGCGAGGGGGGAAGUAGACACGACAUCCACAUGAAGGAGCUAUACGGGGUAUAUGCUUUUAUUUAUGUCUUUUCGAAUGUCUUCUACGUCAGCUCGCUGGCGUAUGCCAAGGCAGACUUCAUGGAGUUGAACGAAACUAUGUUAUACUUCCUAUCGAGGGAGAGGAUGGCACAGAAGGGGGGCAGCAACCACAUGUGGAGCGACAUUCUCCAGGAUCUGAACACACUGAAGAACGCGACCGCGCUGCAGAGCGAGUUCUUCGCUGCUAGCGCUGUGAAGCAAAUUGGCGGCCACUCCCAAGUUAACCCCAACGUUAACCAUGUAACAAGGGACAACCCCCCCCUGCGUCCCUGCAUCCACCAGUUCUUCUACAUCGGCAUCGAUUUCGACAAAACGAUAAUAAAAAAGGACUCCUAUUCAGCUUUUUUUAAAAUUUUAGAGAAGCAUUAUUUUAAGCAGAGUGUCAGAAAAGGUAAAGAUAAUCUAACAAAAGAAGACGUAUCAUUUUUCGACAAUUUUUCGUUUGAAAAAAUGAAAAAUAAACCUGAACCUACAACACAGGAGAAGGUUGAGUACAUACACAAAAUGGGUCAUUGGUUUGUACUCAAGGAGAUGGAGAUAUUGGAGAUGUUAAAAAAGGAUCAAGCAAACAAAGCAGAAGUAUAUUCCAAAUCGUACUAUUAUUAUUUGAACCAAGUGGAUAAAGUACAUGUAACUUAUUCUAUGUUACUCUCCUACUACGAUGUGUUCAAGGAUGUAGAUGUGGAUGUGCUGAACAAGCUUAUUAGUGAACACUACGAACGGUUCGAAUUAAAUGACUAUUUUUUGGAAGUGUUUCUGCAUCUGCUGAAUCAUAAAAUGGAGAAUAGGGACUCCUUCUACUUCGACAUUAUCACACUGAACUUGAAGAAGCAGAUUUGCCUCUACACCAUAAGGAAUAACCUAUUGAAGGUCAGGGAUGGGGAGGGAACCACGUUGCCUCUGCCGCCGCCACCACCGCGGAGCAAACAGGGGACGCGCUCGCAGGAGGAGGAGGGAAUGCCAUCACAGAAGGAGGUGGGAAUGCCCCCUCAUAACGAAGUGGGGACGCGCUCUCAGGAGGACUACUACCGGACGUUUAAAAACUAUUUCCAUGUCUACUACUCCAAGACACACACGUACGACAAGAACCAGCGCAAAUACACGGGGGCGUUCGAAUACAGCCGAUUGAAAAUCAAGCAUGAUGAUUACCAGCUCAGGAGGGAUGGUAGUACUAACGGUGGAAGGGAAACGUCCCAGGGGGUGAUCGAAAACGUCUCACUCUGCUCCUUUUACGACAAAACGUUAAUCAAAACGAGGGUGUGUUCUCUGCUUAGCGACAUUAACCACAAGCUAUCUGCCUUCAUUGGGGACAGCCUCAUAGACCUUGACGCCAUGCUGCACUCGGACAUCGCCAUCCUGGUUGGGCACAACGAGCUGCUAAUCAGUUUUUGCGAGAAGCAUAACAUCGUCAUUAAGCCUCUCGUGUGUGCUGCGGCCAAGAUUGAGUUGCUGGCUCGCAGGAGGGGAGGGCUGACUAGCAGUAGCAGUGGCGCAACUGGCAGCAGCAAUGGCCCGACUAGCAGCAGGAAUGACGGCACAGCCGAAGUGGCCCCCCCCACCGACCAGCGCGAGGAGGAGCUAAACGACCUGUACGAUGAGAAGGAAAAAGUGAUUUACUCCACGGAGAGCUGGCUAGAAAUUGGCAUCUUCUUCUUCGGCGACCUCUAG
Plasmodium cynomolgi strain B is the source of this 2532-nucleotide messenger RNA. RefSeq lists its product as hypothetical. The coding region runs from base 1 to 2532 and encodes 843 amino acids. Lineage: Eukaryota; Apicomplexa; Aconoidasida; Haemosporida; Plasmodiidae. The record is from RefSeq and is a predicted model, not a curated record. The transcript is spliced from 2 exons.